AUGCUAAACAGAGGCACCAACCACAACAGCAGGUCCGACAACCACGGCUCCGAUGACCACAACAGCAGCUCCAACAACCACAACCCCAGCAGCUCCAAGUACCACACCAGCAGCUUCAAGUACCACAACUCCAGUUCCAACUACAACAACAGCACCUCCAACAACCACAACUGCAGCUCCAACAACAACAGGCCUGGCAACAACGACAACCGUGGCUCCAACAACCACAACAGCAGCUCCAAGUACCACAACUGCAGCUCCAACAACCAUAACAGCGGCUCCAACAACCACAACCACGGCAACAACACCUACAACUGCUGGACCAACGACAACUGCUGGACCAACGACAACUGCUGGACCAAUGACAACUGCUGCACAAACGACAACUGCUGCACCGACAACGACAAAUGCUGCACCAACGACAAUUGCUGCACCAACAACGACGAUUGCUGCAUCAACAACGACAAUUGCUGCACCAACAACGACGAUUGCUGCAUCAACAACGACAACUGCAGCACCAACAUUGACAACUGUUGCACCAAUAAUGACAACUGCUGCACCAACACCAACCACUGCUACACCAACGACAAUUGCUCUGCCUGCAUUAACCACAACUGCUGCACCUACAACGACAGCUGUUGCACAUACAACAACUGCUAUACCAACAACGACAAUUGCUGCACCAACAACGGCAACUGCUGCAACGACAAUGACAACUGCGUCCCCAACGACAAUUGCUGCACCAACAAUGACAAUUUCUGCAUCAACAAUGACAACUGCAGCACCAACGACAAUAACUGCUGCACCAACAUUGACAACUGCUGCACCAACAACGACAACUGCUGCACCAACAACGACAACUGCUGCACUAACGACAACUGCUGCACCAACAACGACAACCGUGGGUCCAACAACCACAACAGCAGCUCCAAGUACCACAACUCCAGUUCCAACUACAACAACAGCACCUCCACCAACAACAACUGCAGCUCCAACAACAACAGGCCUGGGUCCACCAACCACCACAGCAGCUCCAACAACCACAACAGCGGCUCCAACAACCACAACAGCACUUCCAACAACCACCACAGCAGCUCCAACAACCACAACAGCUGCUCCAACAACCACAACAGCGGCUCCAACAACCACAACCACGGCACCAACACUGACAACUGCUGGACCAACGACAACUGCUGCACAAACGACAACUGCUGCACAAACGACAACUGCUGCACCAACAACGACAAUUGCUGCAUCAACAACGACAACUGCAUCACCAACGACAAUAACUGCUGCACCAACAUUGACAACUGUUGCACCAACGUCAACUGCUGCACAAAUGACAACUGCUGCACCAACAACGACAACUGCUGCACCAACGACAAUUGCUGCAUCAACAACGACAACUGCAGCACCAACGACAGUAACUGCUACACCAACAACAACUGCUGCACCAACAACUACUUCACUAACAACGACAACUGUUGCACCUACAACAACAACUGCUGAACCAACGAC
Gadus macrocephalus (Pacific cod) is the source of this 1518-nucleotide messenger RNA. RefSeq names its product probable serine/threonine-protein kinase clkA. The transcript is spliced from 7 exons. NCBI's taxonomy places the organism in Eukaryota, Metazoa, Chordata, Actinopteri, Gadiformes, Gadidae. The record is from RefSeq and is a predicted model, not a curated record. Bases 1 to 1509 code for a protein of 502 amino acids.